AUGGCCGGCCUAGCGCUCCUCGUUGUGCUAUGCGCCAUCAUGGCAGUCGCCUCCUUUUUGGCCGGCGCAGUGCCGCUGUCAAUGAACCUGUCGCAGUCUCAGCUGCGCUUGAUCUCGAGCAUCGGUGUCGGCGUCCUUGUCGGCACGUCGCUGAUCAUCAUCAUCCCGGAAGGCAUCGAAGCCGCCUCGACCACGCCGAUUGCCGCACACGACCCCAAGACUAGCCAGCUGCUGCGUCGCCUACCCCGUGCCCUCGCCAUCGAAGCGCGCAGCAUUCUAGCGUACGCCGCCUCAGCGGAAACCCUCGCGACGAACGAUUGGUACAACAAGGAAGCAGGUGAUAUUGUGCGCCGAGCGGCCACCCGGGCCAACGAGGAGACAAGCUCGCCCCCGUCCCAGGAGACACCCGGGUCUGCGGAUUCCGGCACCGACGAACACGGCACGCACGCGGGCGGCGAAGAGACGCACCGUGAUAUCCCGACGCUCGAGAUCGGCCUGUCCAUGGUCCUCGGCUUCAUCCUCAUGUUCCUCAUCGACCGGCUGCCGCAGCACGCCAGCGACAGCCUGCAGUCGGCGCGCCCGCAGACGCAGCACAUCAGCAUGGACAACCUCGGCGGCGAUCGGGCCUCGGUGGAGGACGAGGAACGCGGCUUCCUGGGCAGCUUUUCCCUACGUGAGGCGCCCCGGGUGGCGCGCAGCAUGGCCACGACGAUUGGGCUGGUCAUUCACGCCGCGGCCGACGGCAUCGCCAUGGGCGCGUCGGCCGCCUCGUCGAGCAUGAAGCUCGGCUUCAUCAUCUUCCUCGCCAUCAUGAUCCACAAGGCGCCCGCCGCGUUUGGCCUCACCUCGGUGCUGCUGCGGCAGGGCCUGUCGAAGCGCGCAGCCAAGGCGCACCUGCUGGUCUUUAGCCUGGCGGCGCCCGCCGGCGCACUCACGACGUACCUGCUCGUCUGGCUGCUGGGCGGCGGCAACAUGGACGAGAGCGCGGGCCACUGGUGGACGGGCAUGCUUCUGCUCUUCUCGGGCGGCACGUUUUUAUAUGUUGCCAUGCAUGCCAUGGAGGAGAAUGGCGCGAGCCACGGCCACGACCACGGCCCGCCGUCGAAUGGCUACAUGGAGACGAGUACCAACAAUCCGGCCAAGGCCAGUGGACCGGCGCUGCGGGACACGCUCGCGACAACGGCAGGCAUGCUGCUGCCGCUUUUGACGCAGAUUGGAGGUCAUCACCACUGA
Cordyceps militaris CM01 is the source of this 1233-nucleotide messenger RNA. Its product is annotated as Zinc/iron permease. Gene Ontology annotation, biological process: zinc ion transport; transmembrane transport. NCBI's taxonomy places the organism in Eukaryota, Fungi, Ascomycota, Sordariomycetes, Hypocreales, Cordycipitaceae. Gene Ontology annotation, cellular component: membrane. The record is from RefSeq and is a predicted model, not a curated record. The transcript has 4 exons. Gene Ontology annotation, molecular function: metal ion transmembrane transporter activity. The coding region runs from base 1 to 1233 and encodes 410 amino acids.